Molecule: messenger RNA, 826 nt
Organism: Gastrolobium bilobum
Lineage: Eukaryota; Viridiplantae; Streptophyta; Magnoliopsida; Fabales; Fabaceae
Exons: 1
Coding region: 88-570 (160 amino acids)
Source: RefSeq, a predicted model, not a curated record
UCACACUUAUCAACUCUCAUCAUCAUAACAUUUCCCACAAACUCCACUUCCCUUCGCAAUUCCUGAUUUCAACACAAAACACCAAAAAUGAAACCUACGACCACUUUUCUCUUGCUUGCUCUACUCCUCAUAACCUCAGCCUCUGUGGCUACCCGACCCAAAUCAACCGGAUCUUCUGCUCCUGAUCAACUCAAGCACCCCAAGGACAGUGACAAGAACAACAAAGGUGGAGGCAAUAACUAUGGUGGUAAUCCAGGUGACUUCUUUGCUCCCGGAGGAGGGUUCAGCGUACCCGGAUUUGGAAACGGAAACGGGUUUGGAAAUGGUAUAGUAGGAGGAGGAGGAGGAUAUGGAUCCGGGUAUGGAGGUCCAAAUGGAGGGUACUCAAAAGGUGGUGUAAUAAAACCAACUGUUGUGUGCAAAGACAAAGGCCCUUGUUAUGGGAAAAAGGUAACAUGUCCAGCCAAGUGCUUCUCCUCUUUCAGCCGUUCCGGCAAGGGCUACGGUGGCGGCGGCGGCGGCGGUGGCUGCACCAUUGAUUGCAAAAAGAAGUGCAUAGCUUAUUGUUGAGGGAAGCACAGUAAUGGUAACAGUUGUUAUCACUAGUGCUAGUAUUAUGUAUGCAACUUAUGGUCAUGUGGAUCACCCUUUUAGAUAAAUAAGCAUAAAGUAGAUAUAUCUCUCUAUAUACUUGGGUUUUCUUUGGGAUGUGCUUUUGAUUAUGCCUUAGUUAUUAUAUCUAUAUAUCUAUAUAUCUAUAGGUAUUGCAAAAAAAAAUUAUGGGACAGUGCUCGAUGGCUGAGAGGAUUAUUAUGGACUGUAUUUU